UAAUCUGACCAGACCGGACUCUACCGGAGAAUUCAGAGAUUAUUCGCAAAUACGCUCUUUUACACCACUGAUUCUUGAUAAUUCGUUUUAGAAAAACAUGAAUAUUUCGAUCAUAAAUAGUUAAGUUAUUUACAAAUAUCUGGUGUCUUACGAAGGGGCGAAAGAUCUAUUAUAUUUCAUUUUAGAAGUAGUUCUUGCAAUAUUUCGAUCUAAAUAUAACUGAAAUAAGUGUUUAUAUAUCUAGCCAUGGCGGAUAUUAAAACUUUACUUAAAGAUGCAAGAAAACUAAUUGAUGAGAAGGAUUACAAAGGUGCCCAAGAAUGCUGUAAGAAUAUAUUAAGAAAAGACAAGCAAAAUUACUUUGGUCUUGUAUUACUGGGUAAAUCCUUACAAGAUUCUGAACAGGCACCACUGGCCUACCAGAAAGCUAUAGCUAGUAAGCCUGACCACCCUCUUGCCUGGCAAGGACUUGCCAACUAUUAUGAAAGGAAAGAAAAUACCUCAGAUAAAACAAAACUAUUUGGUAUUUAUAAUGAAAUGUUAAAUUUGCAAAUGGAAGAAGAAAAAUCUAUUGAAAUCAUAAUAAAACUAGGUCAGUUAGGAUGCGAAUUGAAAAGUAUUGAAGCUUUGUCUAUAAUAGCCAAUUUUUUGUUGAAAGACAAUGUACUUAGUUUGAAUAAAGCAGCGGAAAAACAAUUCAUGGACUUAUUAAAAUCUAAUAUUACAGUUGAUGAUGAAAAUAUACCUGUAAUUCUAAAAUCAUUGCACAAAAUGUACAGUGAAGAUCCCAAUGAUUCUCUUGAAAUAUUGCUAUGCAAAGUGAUCAUUAGAAAAUCUGAUUUUGCAUCUGCUGUUGAAGAAAUAAUAAAUCUAAAGUUUUUCCCAAACAAUGUGCUAUUGAGAGACUGGCUGUGUAAACAGCUUUGUUCUAAAUAUGCAGAAGAUAUGUCUUUCAGUGGCUUUCAGAUUGAAAAUCACAUAGACACAAUCAGUGAAGGCAUCAUGAACUCUAAAUAUCCAAGUCUUCUGAGAAGUAUGUUAUGCUAUGACAAAGGCUUGUACCUUGAAGCAUACAAGCAAUGUGUUCCAUUGAUUAACUAUCAAGAAGCUGAUAUCACUGAAGCCACAUUUGUAAUUAAAUGUACAAUCAUGUUGAAAAAGUGGUCAGUUACACAAAAGCUUGCAAGUAACUUUCUCACCAAGGUCAAAGAUGAAAAGUUUGCAACCACUCUUAAAAGAUUCUUAAUCCUGUCUUUAACCAAACAACAGAAAUGGAAGCAAGCAAUAUCUCAUGCUCAAGAAAUACCCAUUGAAUCAUUGGACAAUCUAGAGCUGGCCAGUCUAGCAGAGUGUUGUAUUGAAGCUGGUGAACCAGCUGACCAUAUAAUGAACCAUCUGGUAUCUACCGAAUACUACAAACAACUGCAAGCUCUACUUCUUUUGAAGCAGAAUAAAUAUGAUCAAGUGAUUGAGUUGUUAGAAGGUUCAGCCGAGGGUUCAUUACACAUUUUCUAUUUGGGAAAAGCUUACUGGGAACUUAAACAAUAUGAUAAGUGCAUUAUAUAUCUUUUGAAAGCAGCCAAGUUGAAUCCUGAUCAUGCUGAUACAUUCUUAUAUUUAGGCCACUUUUACCAUCAUCAUAAAAGUGAUUUACAGAAAGCUAAAAAAUGUUAUGAAAAAGCGCAAAGUAUCAAUCCUAUUAACAUGACUAUAGCUAAGAGCCUUAGUGAAAUUUAUGUCAAAUUGCAGCAGAGAGAUGAUGAUUUUGAGCUAUUAAAUUCAUUAGCCAAGAGUUCUUCAAACAUUGAACCUUGGGUCAACUUCAGGUUAGGCCUUCAUUAUUCAAAUAGGAGAGAAUGGGAGAAUGCCAUUUUAAAUUUUAGAAAUGUUAUAAAAUUGAAUCAAAAUGAUACUACUGCAUUUGAGUGUCUGGCAGAUGCAUACUAUUCUCGAGGUUCUUAUACAUCAGCAUUGAGAGCAUACAACAAAGUAAUGAGUUUAGAUCAAAGCAAAUCAGCUCACUGUCUUACAAGAAUAGGCCUCAUAUAUUCAUUGUUAACCCAGUAUGAAGAAGCUGUAUCUACAUUCGAAAAGGUAUUUGUAAUUGAUCCUUAUUCAUUCUUGGCUCUCAAAGGCAUUGCUGAGACUUGGAUGAGAAUUGCAAAGAAAAAAGUUGAAGCUAAAAUUUUCGGAACUGCUAGAGAUUGUGCACAACAUGCAAUAGAUUAUAUUACAAAAGCAUUAUCAAAACAAAAUCAAUUUUUAUGUUUUUGGAGACUGUUAGCUGACAACUUGAUGUUUAUAACUAAAUUGCCAAAUAAAUAUGCCUUUGUUAAUAUGCCUGUACUAUCAAAAGAAAGUGGCAAUAACUUUGAAAUAUCUAAGAAAGAGAAACUUGAAAUAUUCCCUCAGGCCAUUGCCUGUUAUUCUCAUAUAGCGAAACAAAAUCAGCAGGUGUCAUCAUACGAUUUAGCGUCAGCAUAUUUGGCUUUUUAUAAUGAAAACAAGAAAAUUGUCAACUGUCACAUCUCCUUUAACUUGACAUUAAAUUGCAUUAAAGAAAGACCUACACUUUGGAGAAACUGGAAUUUACUUGGGAAAAUAUGUUUGGCUAUCAAAAAGUAUGAAAUUGCCCAGCAUUGCUUUAUCAAAGCUCUUUUAGUGACUAGGAAAUGGUCUGUUGCAAAGAUUUGGUGUAAUCUGGGGACAUUAUAUCUGAAAUUAAAACUAUACAAAUUAUCUAACUACUGUUUUUCACGUGGACAAUCAGCGCUACCGUCGCAUCCUCAAAGUUGGAUUGGUCAGGCAUUGAUUGCAGAAGCGAUUCGAGAAGAGGAAGCUAUGGAUCUGUUCAGACAUGCUUCUCGCUUGGGAUACCACCCAGAAAGUGCACUUGGGUAUGCUGAUUGGGUCUGCAGGACUUUAAAGAAUAACAAGUACAAAGAAAACUCUGAAUCGAAAUAUGAAAUAGAAGGUCUUUUUGCUAUACCUUACGCUAUUGAUCUGGUAGAGUGGUAUUGUAACUUCGAAUCUUCGGACCCUUGCGCAUACAACAUUCUCGGAAUAUUACAAGAGAGGUUUGGCCUGAUCCGAUCUGCUAUACAAUCUUAUGAGAAGGCAUUUGAAUAUGCAAGUGAUGAUAAGAAAAAUAUUACUCUUCUUAACAUUGGAAGAAUUCUAGUAAGGAUGGAGAAAUAUGAUGAGGCAAUUAAGAUAUACAAAGCUAUAACUGAGGCAAGCCUGGAAUCCACUACUGGGUUAGCAUUUGCGCUUUUUAAGAAUAACCUUUAUGAAGAAAGUUACUCUGUAUAUGACACUGCACUUCAUUGGCUGAGCAAUUCAGAGGCCGAAAAAGCAGAUCUUCUGGUAGCUAUGGCUGGUAUUGUAUACAUGCAUAAGGGAGCAGAUGAUGCAAAAACUAUCUUGUUCCAUAGCAUUCAAGUAUCACACAAGAAGCCGACGCCGCACAGCUUGUUUGCAAUCUGUUCUUUAGGGUUGAUCCAGUCUGAUCAGGGUUUGUCAAAACUUGCAUUAAGUGAAUUACGAAAAUAUGAGAGGGAGAGCAGGUAUGGAUAUGAUAUAGGGUUUUUGAAGUCCUAUAUCUCUGUUUGUGAAGAUAAUAUGGGCCAAGCUAUAAAACUACUAAGUGAUUGUCUACAUGAUCAUCCUAGCAAUGCCCUCUUAUGGUUCUGCAUGGCACAAUAUUGCCUUAAGGCUACUAAUACAAAGGCUAAAGUUGCGAGCUGUUGUGCUCAAAAAGCUUUAUCCUCAGCCCAUCAUGGUGAAUUUGAUUGCAACUUUGGUAAAAUAUUGGCAUCAGCUAGUAUUGCCGAACACUUGGCAGGAGAUAAGAACAAAGCCUUGUUAUUAGCCAAGGGGGGACUCCAUAUGUAUCCAAAUCAAGCAGAAAUAUGGGCAGCACUUUUGUUUUCACUGCUAGCUCAUAAAGUGUGGAGCGAAAAUAAAAAAUGGCUUUUAGGAGCCACAGCACAUAUGCGGAAAUCUUUAAAUAUUUCAAGACCUCUUGGACGAUGGUUGAUUCUCAUGGAAAAGAAACUGUGCAAAUAAUAAAUUAUAUUCUAUAAAUUUACUUGGCAACAUAUAGUAAACUAUAUAUAUCUCUUGUAUCAAAUUUAUUAUUUAUUAAGUGUAACCAAAUAAAGUUUCUUUUAUAAUUAA
Messenger RNA from Trichoplusia ni (cabbage looper), 4179 nucleotides. RefSeq names its product tetratricopeptide repeat protein 37. The transcript has 2 exons. Gene Ontology annotation, molecular function: protein binding. Gene Ontology annotation, cellular component: Ski complex. The record is from RefSeq and is a predicted model, not a curated record. The coding region runs from base 247 to 4068 and encodes 1273 amino acids. NCBI's taxonomy places the organism in Eukaryota, Metazoa, Arthropoda, Insecta, Lepidoptera, Noctuidae.